This is a messenger RNA of Paramecium tetraurelia, 684 nucleotides long. RefSeq lists its product as uncharacterized. The transcript has 2 exons. The record is from RefSeq and is a predicted model, not a curated record. Gene Ontology annotation, biological process: poly(A)-dependent snoRNA 3'-end processing; rRNA catabolic process; nuclear mRNA surveillance. Gene Ontology annotation, cellular component: nucleolus; cytoplasmic exosome (RNase complex); nuclear exosome (RNase complex). NCBI's taxonomy places the organism in Eukaryota, Ciliophora, Oligohymenophorea, Peniculida, Parameciidae.
AUGAGUUUGAAAAGGUAGGAUGGCAGGAAUCUCUAAUAAAUGAGAAAUAUCGAGUUUAAACUUGCCAUUGAUCUCUCUGUUGACGGAUCUUGCUUAUAUAAAUAAGGACUCACUGAGGUCAUUUGUUUAGUCUAGGGACCAAGAGCUAAAACAUAAUCAGAAUUGUUGCUAAUUGAAUAUUCUGUUUCACCAUUCAGCAACAUAGAAUCGAAGAGGAGUUCUAAAUUUGAUAAGGAUUACUCAAUGUUUGCUGAAAACCUUAAAGAAUCCUUUGAAAAUCUGAUCAUCUUGGAUGAAAAUGGGAAAUCAGAAAUCUCAAUAUCAGUUUGUGUCAUCUAAAAUGAUGGAAGUUCUAAAAGUGCUGUUUUCAAUGCAAUCACUUUGGCAUUAUUGGAUGCUGGUGUUUCCAUGAAGGACUUUCUAGUCUCAGUCACAGUAGGUCUAGACCAGGGCAAUUUAAUCGUAGAUCUGACGUAAGAAGAAAGUAAAACAGCUCAAGGGGAACUUACUAUAUCAUAUUAAUCGAGAAAAUAGAAAAUUGACUUCUAUGAAUUAAAAACAUUAAAAUUAUAAUAGUAGGAGAUGGAUUAAUUAAGUAAACUAGCUGUAUCCAAAGCAGAUGAAAUCUAUCAGUGGAUGAAGGAAGAAAUUUAUUAAAUCAAACAAAAAUAGAUAGAUUAAUGA